GAUCGCCGCGGCGCGCCAAUUUUGAAGGGCGCGCGAUUAAUAAUAGCGAGCGAAAAUGGCUUUACGUUUACGUGGCCGUGGCCGGCCUAGCUAGCUACCUAGUAUACCGCCGCGCCGUGGACGUACCCAGUUAGUACUCACGAACUCCGGCCGCGGUGACCAUAAACACACAAUUGUUGGGGAAUUUUAUGGACUGAGUUGAGAAAACCGAGUGUACUAUCAAACUUUUCGAACCUAAACAGAUGCCGAUUAACAGCUUCAACCAGUAUAAAGUUAGUGAAUUCGAGUCAAGCCGGAUUCAAGUCUCCGGUCAUCAGAUCAUGCCGGUGGAAGUGGAACAGAAUCUCAGAGUCAGAUACUUUUGAUAGCUCAGCCCAGCUCAUCAGACGAGCGAGCAACAUAAACGCAAUCCUCUGCUGACCCAUCGAAUUUGAUUGACAGGUGUGGAGCGGAGCUGAGUGAUGCUGAGCUGAGACUGGAUCCAGGUUACAGUGCAGGACACCAGACUAGGUGGAAUAUUGCAGUCUGAACUCAACAACUGAUGUUUGAAUGAUCCAGUGAGCAAACUUUGUGGACAUGCUUCACUUGAGAUUUUCUCAGCUGAAGCUUAGACAAGAUCCAACUCGACAGAGAACUGCAUCAGAUUUUUCUGGAGAAAAGAUUGAUAUAGCAAUGGAUCUUGUCAGUGAUGAGACAGAUAAAGCAGGGCAGCCAGGUGAAAGUAACUUUCUGGUUCCAGACAUUUCAACGAGAUCCAGCUUGGAUAGCAUGAAAAAGAAGCUAGAAAGGAUGAAGCACUUCAGGUCUACGCCAGGCCCUAGACCAAGUCCUACAAAGGGAUGGGAUCAGACUGAAUCAGCUGGACAUAGACAUGAUAGAGAUAUUUCUCCUCUUGCAUUCGGUCGAGUUCCAAUGUGUAGUCCAAACUAUUUGGGACGAAAGCCACCAAUGUCUGAAGAGCUGGCUAAACUCUGUUCAGAUUCCCCAAUAUCCCCUUUCAAGUCUGACUCGGACAAUUCCUCAUGCCUUUUCGCAGAUGAUUCUUUCCUGUCGUCGGCUGAUUUUGCAGACGAUGUUUUUGAUAUUUCCUCUAGAGAUGCCAGAUUUCAUAAUGAACGCUCCCAUUGGAACAGGCAUGAUUCUGAGGUUUCCUUUGAUAAAUAUGGAAGAGAAAAUGAAUCUGCAGUGACGAAAGGGGCAGCAAUCGCAGGCAGUCCUAGCAAAAUAAGGCACAAAAACUCCCGGGCGAUCCGACGCAUCAAGAGUGCAUCCUCCUAUCGCUAUUGUCCCUUUAAAUCCUCUCCACAAAAAGCAAAUACGACAUACUCUGGCACAAGAUGGUAUAAAGCCCCAACAGACACACAACUCUAUGAAGUAAGGAAAAGAGAACUCAAAGAAUCUAACCAAGCUGCUUCUAAUGCCAUCACCUUGCCAAAAAGGGUCUUGCAAUUUGGAGUUUGUGACAGUCAAGCCAAUCAGCAAGAUCAUUUUGUAGAAAAGGCCAAGACUGAAAUCCAUGUUGAGCUAGCUACCAGUAGGACUGAAACUCCUGAAUCAGGCUAUGGUUCAUUGAAUACUACCCGUCAAACUCCAGAUUUGGUACUCAGCGAAACCCCUGUGACCAGAUUACCAUUUCCAAGAACUGAACAUGUUCCUUCAAAGAACAAUUCUUCGUACAGGAUCAUCAAUACCCAUGCUGUCCCUUGGCUUGAGAAGUUUGACAUUAUAUCCAAACUUUAUGGUAUAGCAUCCCAUGUUGUGGAAAAGAUCUUCUCCUAUUUAGGACCAAAAGACCUUGUGUUAUUCUCUUCAGUAAGCCCAAGAUGGCGCCAUAUAUGCUCAUCGCAUCCCCCUACAGCAAAGAUCAGGGACCACUACCUCAAAGCUAAGGAAAAUGAUUUCCAAUUAAGGAAGGAGAACAUUCCAUCAUCAUCUGGCUUACCAAACCGAGGACGUGUUGUAACAGGACCUGGAACACCCUUGGCUUCUGUGCAGACCUUAGGUACACCAACCUCUUCAAGUACUCCAACCAUGAAAAUGACCCGAAUUGAUAAAUUCUAUGAACUCGGAAAACAACUUCAGCAUGGGGAAAAGCUUGAGAAAUGCAAAUGUGGAUCACCAGCUCGGAUUGAAACCAGGACAAGGAAGGCCUCCUGCUCCAGUAUGCAUUGCCAGUUUGAAUUCUGCAUCAAGUGCAGGAUGAAUUACCAUGGCAACAGCCCUUGUUUGUCAUCAACCAGUGCCAGACGGGCAAGAGGACCAAGUGUUGGAUCAAAGAAGAGUAAGAAUAAUUUACGACGCCACACUCGUCUCUCUGCAAAUGAUUGACAGUUCAUUGUUAGCUGCAUGCAAAGUAUUGCCUUUUUAUGUCACUUUGUUUUGUUAAAUAAUCUUCAAUGUCAGAUCAUUAGUAUUACCUCAGUCACAUUCAGAAUUCCAAGCUGACUUGAUCUGACUCGUUGCUCCUCAACUGUUUUACCCCAAUGCCUACUUUGACUUUUGUAAGUAGCCCAUGUUCAUUCUUUAUUUCUUUGUAUGCCCACCUCACAGAAUAAUGUGAUAAGAAGACAACAAUUAACAUAUUAAUGUAUGACAAAAAUAUGAAACAAAUUUUAUGGAAAUUAUUUAAACCGUAGCAUUUAAAACGUUGCCAUCCUGUGCCAGUUUUCAAUUUCAUUCCAAAAUGUUAUAUUCUAAAAUGACCAAAUGGCAUUGAUGAUGAUUUUGAAUGCCUUGAUUUUAUACCAAUAUGAUGUGUUGCGAUUCAAACAGUUAAGUUGAGUCCAAGAUGUGUCACAUCACACAUAUCAAUUUUUCAGAUUUUUUAGUUUCCAAAAAAUUUUCAACUAUAAAUCGCAUUGCCUAUCAAAGUGUGCCACGGACCACUGGUUGAGAAGUAUUUAUCUAACUCACUUGAAUUUAUCUGAUAAAUACGAUUCUCCACCAUGUAGAAGUUAUCAGUAUUGGGUUGUCUUGGUGAUAAAUGAGACAGAGAUGACUGAAUAAGUAACAUAUCUGUGCCCUGUGACAUCAAAGAUACAAUCAAUUUUAAAAUAAAAUAUGACCGUAAGCCUAAGGCAAAUGAUUUACAAACAGUUAUAAUCAAUCAAUUGUUUAUAUUAGCCUAUCUUGGUAUCUUGGCGCUGUUACAUAAUAUAUCAAAUCAAUUUUAUAAUCAGUUAUAAUUGUAAGUCUAAAGUAACUGAUUUACAAAUGGUUACAAUCCAACUAGAAUUACAAUUAAUUUGAAAUAUUGAUUGUGUCUCCUUACAUUGUAUGUUACCCCCAGCAUCUCUUGAAGCUGGGAUCAGUGCAAAUCUUUGCAUACAUGUACAUACAUGGCAUUAGAUGGUUAAAACAGUAAUGUCUUGUGGAAACAUUCGUUUUUCAGUAUUAGACAUUUAAACCUUGAGUGAGUCUUGUUUUCCUUAUCAAUUGUGCCAAGAAGAUGCUUAAAUGUGGGAAGAUGCCUAAGUGUAAAAUCAUGCUCCAGCAUGAUGCUUCAAUCACAUCGUGUGCAGCUGACUGUAAAGACUAGAUUCAUGCAAUUCUUCAUGUUUUAAUUCCCUCAGACCAGAUCAUUGAUUUAUCUCUUCCAUCAUUUUACCAAAAGAAGUAUUCAGCUCGGUAUUAACUAUUUACCUUUUUUUUUUAAUGGUUGUCUAUUUGUGAUUUGUUUUUAUAUACAUGUACAGUAUAUUGCAUUUCUCUGGUCUUUCUUGAAUUUCUUACUAGUGUAUUUUUGGUUACUUGUUAUUGCUGCAUGUACAUGCUAAUUAAAGACAAUUUGUGGUAGUUUGGUAUUUUGGAAAUUAAUUUGUGUAUCUCUUGAGACAUACGCUAAGCGGCUAUGCCAUACAUUUCAUGAAUAUAGUAUUUAAUUUGGAUGACACAGAAUGAGAUAUAAAUAUUCCAAUUGUUAGGGCCAAUAUAACAUUACACAAAUUAAUGACUUGCAAUAUUGGCCAGAACAAGUAGAAUAUUUCUUGUAUGAUUUAGAAGAACCAUCCAAUAUAAAAUCAGAGGCUGUAAAACAUUUUUGAAAGUAGGGGAUCACCAUGCAAAAUUGGAUAUGACAAGUUUUUAAACAUUUUUUAAACAUGUUUGCUGGGAAACGAUUUGGGGGAGGGGCUCAAGCCCCCACAGCCCCGUUGGUUCUGCUGCCUCCUAAAUUGGCCUCUUAGUGAUCAUUAUUCAUUAAACUGUGCAUUGCAUGGUUGUCGCACUGCAAGUUUUGUAUGGAAGCCUAUGGAGAAUUUGUCACAUUUUGGCACAUCAUGUAUUAUGCUCUGUUACUGCUAGGAAAAUCAUGCAGAAUGUUGCAAUAUUGGUUUACAGAAAGGGGGGGGGGGGAUGGUGAUCCCUCUAUUAGCAUACAGUACAUGAACAUUACAUGUAUAUAUACAAAAAAAUGUUUUGCAGUGGAAAAUAAUCCAAAAUACAUGUAAACAGUACUGUAUGAUUAUUCAUCACUAUCAAAUUUUUACCUGUAUUGAAUAAAAGAAAGGCAUACUUGGGUUGGGACAUGAUUUUUUUCAAUGUGGGUGAUGUUUGCCUUCCUAAAUGCUUCCAUGAAAUUAUCCUUUUCAAUAUUGUACCAAUGUAAAGUAACAAAAAUAUUGAUGAAAAAGUGUUAAGUGGUGAAGGGAAUAAUAUUGCCAACCAAAUUUGAUUAACAAUUUUUGUUCACAAGAGAAAUGCUCUCAACUAUAAAGUUCUUUACAAUCCUAUUUUAAAAACUGCUACACAGAAGACUUUUUGUAACCGUCGUUAAGAAAUGUGAAGAAAAACUGCAAUACGAUUCCAGGAAAAUUAUUCCCGGUGGUCAUUUGUAAUGUUUGACAACAUAAUGUGUCUUGUAUUGUGGUUUGUGAUGGGAGUUCUUUAUUGUUAAAUGCACUGCAAUAUUUUGGUGAAGGUUAUGAAAUUCUUCUGCUAUUUUUAACUUGUAAUGAAUGUAUUUUAAGUAUUUUUAAAUAUUGAUAAAGCAUGAAUCUGUAUUAGAUUGUAUUAUUCUGUGAUAAGGACCUAAAUAUAUCAUUGAAAAAAAGUGUUAAAUGAUUGAUUAUUUACAGGAAGGAUAGCAUUUACCUGAACAGAUUAAACAAACUUUAGGUGUGAUUGUACAACAUUGACAAAAUCAUAAAAUUCCAUAGUUGCAGUCAUACCGUAAGAAAGGAAAAAUAAAAAAAUAAAAAAGAUUUAAUCUUACAUUUAAAAAAGAAUUGAUAAUAUGUAGUUCAGUUUAAACCAUCAAUUGUACUGAAUUUCACCAGACAUAAUAUUGAAAAAAUUAUAAAUUUUUUGUGAUCAUUAUACCAUAUUUCUUUUAUAUUAGAUAUGCACUAGAAUGUAUCUAAAGUUUUUAAAAGGACUAAUUAAAAGUUGUGAGAAUAAAAGGAAAUUAUAAAAAAAAUAUUGGUCUCCAGUAAAUGGAAUAGCUGCCUGCAAAAGAAAAUAACAGGAUCCAAUUGAGAACUUAUGCUUACUCCAUUAUCACUUGAACCUCAAUGAUUUUUUUUCUUGACCAAGUUUUUCUCAAAAGUCCACUGAUAAAUUUCCCUGUUUUUUAUAAUUCUGCUGUCAAAACAAUGUAAUGUCAUGAUGUCUUCCAAUUGAAAUAUUAAUGAUGACAGCUGAGUCUUUCAUGUAUUUGUGCCAGAAUAUUUUGGACAAUCCUAUGUAAAUUAAUUCGAUUGGUAGCAGUACUCAAUUGUUGUUGUACGCCUUUUGAAGAUUUGUAAAUGUUUGUAAUGAAAUAAAAUUAUUUUUUACAGUUA
Molecule: messenger RNA, 5780 nt
Organism: Lytechinus pictus (painted urchin)
Lineage: Eukaryota; Metazoa; Echinodermata; Echinoidea; Temnopleuroida; Toxopneustidae
Exons: 5
Coding region: 577-2328 (583 amino acids)
Biological process (GO): regulation of mitotic nuclear division; negative regulation of meiotic nuclear division
Cellular component (GO): nucleus
Molecular function (GO): protein binding
Source: RefSeq, a predicted model, not a curated record